AUGGCCGGUGUUGUGGUUCUGGAGGCCAUCGUCGUCGUGCCUGACGACUUCGUUCAGGUUUGCAUGGUAACCACUGGCUCUGGAACUCCGUUCGUCUCCGUGCUGGACCUGAGGCCUCUCAAGAACUCGCUCUACCCGCAAGUGAACGCGACGCAGGGCUUGGUUCUUCUUAGCAGGAUCAACUUCAGCCCUGAUACGGACGGUGUCAGGUAG
This is a messenger RNA of Miscanthus lutarioriparius, 213 nucleotides long. The record is from the annotation of a GenBank genome assembly. NCBI's taxonomy places the organism in Eukaryota, Viridiplantae, Streptophyta, Magnoliopsida, Poales, Poaceae.